Messenger RNA from Uncinocarpus reesii 1704, 1008 nucleotides. RefSeq lists its product as uncharacterized. NCBI's taxonomy places the organism in Eukaryota, Fungi, Ascomycota, Eurotiomycetes, Onygenales, Onygenaceae. The record is from RefSeq and is a predicted model, not a curated record. The transcript has 2 exons. The coding region runs from base 1 to 1008 and encodes 335 amino acids.
AUGCCAUAUCCGCCAAGACCAACAGCUGGUGAGCCUCGGCUCCGCCACUUUGGCUCACAGCCACGCUUGAAGCCCAGAAACGACGACCAAACUUCUUCCGCAACGGUUACUGCCCCGAUGGAAUACGACAAAUUCCCUUCCCGGAAGUUGGUGCGUGAUGUUGGUGAAAGCAGCCCUGAGGAGUCAGGAAUGGAGAACAAAGACCUCAGCCAAAGUCUAGGUUUUGAGAAAGAGAUAGCCAAGGAUGUCAAAUACCCCCCGAGCAUCGCGUCCUCCAUCACCAGUGCCGAAACAGCCGUCGAAUCCACUGGAACUGCGUUUCCCUUCACACCAAGCAAAUCCCUCUUUAUAAACUCGCAUGGCAUCCGUCUCGUCCGCCUCCCGGUCCCUUCGUCUGAGCUAGAGAUCAAUAUCCACCGCUCCGAUGGCUCGGUCGCGUACACCUCCAAGCGCGACAAGCGCUGUUCAGGAGACGCGACACUCUCAACGCCGGAGACAGGAGACAUGUUAAAGACAAUCUACUUCUUCGGACCGAACCGUGACCCCGUCAUCCGUCCUAUAUCUAAAACUGUGGAGCUCGACGAUGAGCCAGAAAGCUCAAACGAAGCCACGGGUCUCGAAAUAAAAGUCACCAGCAGAUGGAAGUCUCGCACGCAAUACUUCACUACGCUCUACGGUGACUCCUUCCAGUGGCGAUAUGUCCGCUGCGACGAUCCUCAGUUGGGCUGUAAGAAGUUGCUCGUCUUAGAGAAGCUGGACAAUAACAACCCCAACUCCGUGGGGCGGCGUAUUGCCCAACUAGUUAGGAAUGAACAAACGAGACCGCCUGGUACCACGAAGACCACUGCUGGCAAUGGAGGUGAAUUGGUUUUGGACGCUGAUGCGAUGGGGGUUGAGAUUGACGAAGCAUUGGUGGUGGCAACUUGCUUGUUGAUGCUAAAGAAGGAAGUUGAUCGGAGAAGGAUGGUGCAGAUGAUGGUGCUUGGUGGCAUGUUGUCCGCAGGCUAA